This is a messenger RNA of Lachancea meyersii CBS 8951, 1098 nucleotides long. NCBI's taxonomy places the organism in Eukaryota, Fungi, Ascomycota, Saccharomycetes, Saccharomycetales, Saccharomycetaceae. The record is from the annotation of a GenBank genome assembly.
AUGGAAAUCCAAGCAAUUACUAACAACUCUCCAGUCCACAAACAGGUGUUCCUGGGCCAUGCCAAUGGCUCCUCCGACGGCGACGCUGUGACGAUCUCGUAUCCUGCAACCGAGGUUGUGGGCCACGGCUCGUUCGGCGUCGUGUUCACUACCCAGAUCCACGAAACUGGCGACCGUGUCGCCAUCAAAAAAGUGCUUCAAGACCGUCGCUUCAAAAAUCGCGAGUUGGAGAUCAUGAAACAGCUCACGCAUCCACAGGUGGUCGAUCUCAAAUACUACUUUUACGAAACGGACCCACAAGGCGAGGUGUACCUCAACCUGAUCCUCGAAUACAUGCCGCAAUCGCUGUACCAGCGAUUGCGUCACUUUGUCACGCAACGUUCUAACAUGCCCCGCAUCGAAAUUAAGCUCUACGCGUACCAGCUGGUCAAAUGUCUCAACUACUUGCAUACACACGCCAAAGUGUGCCACAGAGACAUCAAGCCGCAAAAUCUGCUGGUGGACCCAGAAACCUACGCUUUGAAAUUGUGCGAUUUUGGCAGCGCCAAGCAGCUCAAACCGUCCGAGCCCAACGUCUCCUACAUAUGCUCGCGCUACUACAGGGCCCCAGAACUGAUUUUCGGUGCAACCAACUACACGGUGCAAAUCGAUAUUUGGUCCAGUGGAUGCGUGAUGGCUGAGCUGAUCCUAGGCCAGCCCAUGUUCCCUGGCGAAAGCGGCAUAGACCAGCUUGUCGAGAUCAUCAAAAUUCUGGGUACGCCCACAAAACAAGAAAUAUGUGCCAUGAACCCCAACUAUAUGGAGCACAAGUUUCCACAGAUACGGCCUAUCCCGCUGGCCAAGGUUUUCAAGCGGGAGGACGACCAAACGAUCCAGUUUUUGUCGGAUGUGCUACGAUACGACCCCACCGAGCGGUUCACCGCGCUACAGUGUUUGUGCUCGCCCUACUUCGACGAGCUACGCCAGGCCAAAGAUCACGACUCGGAGCUUGCCGAAGCCGUGCAGAAGCUAAAUUUGCUGGACUUUAGCGACCAGCUCGAAUUCGACUCGCUCUCCUUGGAAGAAUCGCAAGCAGUGAGACACCGUCUCCAGCUAUAA